Messenger RNA from Chrysoperla carnea, 828 nucleotides. RefSeq names its product probable 6-phosphogluconolactonase. Gene Ontology annotation, molecular function: 6-phosphogluconolactonase activity. The coding region runs from base 91 to 801 and encodes 236 amino acids. NCBI's taxonomy places the organism in Eukaryota, Metazoa, Arthropoda, Insecta, Neuroptera, Chrysopidae. The record is from RefSeq and is a predicted model, not a curated record. Gene Ontology annotation, biological process: pentose-phosphate shunt; carbohydrate metabolic process. The transcript is spliced from 4 exons.
CUUUUCUAAUAAAACCAAAAGAAAUUCUUGCAAUUCAUUUAGGUUAAAAUUAUUACAUUAUUAAUAGUUUUAUUGUUUUCCAUAUCAAUUAUGGCCCAAAUAUUCGUUGCAGAAGAUAAUGACAAAUUUCAAGAACGUUUACUAACCGUUAUUACCGAAAACGCAAAUAAUGCAAUUAGUACAAAAGACAAAUUUUAUAUUGGAAUUUCAGGAGGUUCGUGCGUUAAAUACUUAGUUAAGGUAAUACAAGAUACAAAGUCGGAUACAUCGAAAUGGGUAUUCUUUCUUUGCGACGAACGUGUUGUUCAAGAGGAUAGUGCCGAUUCAAAUUAUGGUGCAACGAAAUCAGCAUUAGAAGCUGUAAAUAUAAACAUUCCAGAAUCACAGUUUGUACGAAUUAAGCAGGGCGUUUCAGCUCAAGAAGCAGCAGACGAUUACAUUGCAAAGAUUAAAACAUAUUUUACUAACGAAAGUAUUCCACAAUUUGAUUUAUUAUUCUUGGGAAUGGGACCGGAUGGUCAUACAUGUUCCUUAUUUCCCGGACAUCCCUUAUUAAAUGCUACAAGUAUUGUAGCAUCAAUAACAGAUUCACCUAAACCACCAAGUGAACGGAUAACGCUGACAUUACCCGUCCUUAACAAUGCGAAUUGUGUUUUAUUUGCUGUUGCAGGUGAAGAAAAAGCUCCUAUCGUUAAGAAAAUACUUGUAGAUGGUGAUAAAUCGUUUCCAGCCGCUUUAGUAACAAAUCCUGGAAAAUUAUUAUGGAUAUUGGAUCCUAAAGCUGGAAAAUAUGUUAAAUAAUAAAACUUAUUUAAUUUUUUUAAAUAA